Blepharisma stoltei is the source of this 285-nucleotide messenger RNA. The record is from the annotation of a GenBank genome assembly. Lineage: Eukaryota; Ciliophora; Heterotrichea; Heterotrichida; Blepharismidae.
AUGGAGUCCCUAUUUGCCUCAACUUGCUCGAGCUAUGAUGCGGCAUAUUUAAUAGGGAUAGCUUUAGACUACAUGAUAAACCAAGGAUUUGAUUAUACUGAUCCUUACCAAAUAAAUUCAGCAAUUAGAGCUCAAAAGUUUACUGGGUGCACAGGAGUAGUUUCUAUCGACAAAAGCAGCAAUGACAGAGUUAUGGACAUUUUUGAUAUAAUGGCCAGCAAAAUAGAUACAAAUUCUGGAAAUGUGAACAGCAUACAAAAUGGGUGAAUUUCGCCCAUUUGGUAG